This is a messenger RNA of Prunus mume (Japanese apricot), 1813 nucleotides long. The record is from RefSeq and is a predicted model, not a curated record. NCBI's taxonomy places the organism in Eukaryota, Viridiplantae, Streptophyta, Magnoliopsida, Rosales, Rosaceae.
AUGUUUUGGCUCAAGUCUUGCUCAAGUCUUGCUGUCAUUGUGAUCAUGUUAAUAAAAGAUUCGGAUGGAAAUGCAGAACCCGGUGCAGUUUGCAACUUCUUCUGGAAGCCAUUGAAGAAGCAAAACAUUAGAAAGCGAAGGGUUGAUGAAGAUGAGGAGGAAGACUCCUCAAAAUCUGGGGGUACAUCAUUACCAAGUCAAAGAAAAGCCUCAAAGCUUGAUGGCAAGCUGUAUUUUUCUAGUGGACUCUCUAAGAGCUCUACGCCUGAUAGCAGUGCAAUAUUUGAGUUCAAGUCUUCAAAAGAAAUCCAAGUUGAACAUGAUAGUAAAGCAACUGCGACUUUGGAGAUUGAGACUGAGUUCUCUAGAGAUGCCCGAGCAGUUCGUGAGAGAGUUCUUAAGCUGGCAGAGGAGGCUUUGAAGGGGAAGAGCAAAGGUAUUGGAGACGAAAAGUUGUAUAAAGGGAUCCAUGGAUAUACUGAUUACAAGGCUGGGUUCCGAAGAGAGCUAACAGUGGCCAGUGAGAAAGCGGGAGGUUCCCAUGGGCCUCUCAGGGCUUCUGCUCACAUCAGAGUUACCACAAGAUUUGAUUAUCAGCCAGACAUAUGUAAGGAUUACAAAGAGACUGGUUAUUGUGGGUAUGGAGAUUCUUGCAAGUUUAUGCAUGAUCGUGGAGACUACAAGUCUGGGUGGCAGAUGGAAAGGGAGUGGGACGAAGCAGAGAAAAUAAGGAAGAGAAAUUUAGCUUUGGGUGAGGAUGAUGUGGACCAGACAGAGGAAGAUGAUGACGAUGAUGAUGAGGAUGGCUCGUUACCGUUUGCAUGUUUCAUCUGCCGGCAACCAUUUGUUGAUCCUGUUGUGACUAAAUGCAACCACUACUUCUGCGAGCACUGUGCACUAAAGCAUCAUUCAAAGAACAAGAAGUGCUUUGUGUGCGACAAGCCUACUCUUGGCAUAUUCAAUACGGCUCAUGAGAUACGCAGAAGGAUGGCUGCAGAGGACAAAUAACUUCCACUACAUUCACUUAUUGAACUCUUUGCUUUCAAGGCAUGUGAGCAGGAACAUUUCCCCACUCCAUGGCCAAGUUUUGAAGAGAAAGUGUGAACAGAGAGAGGAUGGUGAUAGUGAUUGAUAGUAUGCGGUUUGGUAUACGAUAAGGAAGGUAUACCUUACUAUGGCAUACUUUAUGGGUAUAUAAUACAGCACAUUUUGAUACCCUUUUGGAGCUGGAAGGCUUGGCUAAUAGAGAAAAUGAUGUCGUUUAGUUAGGAACUGCAAUUGUCAAAGUUUGGAGGUAAAUUUUUUGGGCAUGGGUCCUUUUGUCUGAAGCCUGCAAUUGAAUUUGGGAACAUAUGCAGUGUGAGAAUUAAAUUUAGAAUAGUGGGAAUGGUUGUAGGGCCUUUUGAAGAUUUCUUAAAAGGAUUGAUCUUUGAGUGUUUCCAAGCUUGAAUGGGGAAAAGAAAAUUUCCUUUUUCAUGUUUUGUGAAGAGAUGGAAUUUUGGCUACAUGCUGAGUGAUUGAGAAUUUCCUACAAAUCCCCCAAUAUGCGAGUGUGGGUGGUUGUUCAUAAGUGCCUGGAUUUCGCAUUAUGGUACCAAUCUGAAAUGAGAAGUUUGGCGGAAAUCUGUUGCCUUUUAUUACAUUUCUUACACAUUUCUUUCCAUAUAAAUUUGCGUACUGAAAUCCUGUGGUGGUAUCCAACAUUUCUCCCAUGUUGAUUAGUGGAAACUAGUUUACUGGAUUGGUAAGUGUAAUUGCCAAUGAAUUUGUACUGAAGCUGGCCCUUCAAUGCCCUUGCAAUUCUCCUACUCUU